CCUUGUGACAUGCGCUUCGAGUCGUCCUCUAGUUUCUGCAGAUGUGUACCGCUAGUUAUUGUAAACGUUACAGCUUGUUUGUGCGUCUCUCUGGUUCCAUCCUAACAUCUGCUUGGAGAUUACCGACCCGACCUUUGGACCCAUGUUGGUUCCAAACUAGACCAAAAAUAACUAGACCAAAGUUCAAGUUCACAAAAGUUCUAAAGAUGGCGGACAACACCACCAGUGGCGCGGAUCUAGCUCUCACGUUCCGUAUGGCCUGUCACGGCGACUAUGACAGCGUCAUGAGAAUGUCUGAAGGCAUCUACGAGGGCAAAGACUACCUCCCGGCGUUCUUUCACUCCUUCAUAGACGACCCUGACGUCAUUGUGUUCCUGGCGUUGGUCAGUGACCAAGUGGUGGGGUUGCGGGCAUCCAAGAUUACAGAGAGUGGAACUGCAUUUAUCGUCAAAGCCGCUAGGAUCGCUCCUGACUGGAGGGGGCAGGGAAUCGACAGACGGUUGUCCCUUCAUCAGGACCAGUGGAUGCGUCAGAAUCGUCCCACGGUCAAGUACAAGCGAUCCACGGCGUUUUCCCUGUCCCAAGGCGUAACAGAAUCCAUGAAGAAAAAGAUGCGAUAUAUUUUUAGUAUGCCCUUCAUAGAAUACCAGAGCGAACCCAACCUGUGGUGGCGACAGGACCCCGCUCAGCUGGCUCAACUGGACACGACCGGCUUACCGGACGUCGUGCCUCUACAGGACGCAGACGACGACUUCUGUACGGCUGUACAGAAAUGGCUUCCCGCGGGAGCUUGCGGUACUCACGACGGCAAACCCGUCAUACUUGUAGACUGGGACCCGUUCACGCUAUCUCCGGCUAACUUAAAGUAUCUACAAGCACAAAACAAGAUUUACGUAUUGAAACACGAAGGCGAAGUAAGCUUGAGUAUCUCCAAUACUUACCUUUCACCUUCAGCGAGAAUGCUGUGCGUCCAAAUCUAUGCAAAGGAUUUGGCCACCGUUUUAAAACACCUACUGACGCAUCUGAAAGACGCAAGUCGAACCUAUCACGGUGACGCCAUCUGCACAAGUGUUUUCGUUUCGCAGUUUGAAUUAGAAGACGCCAUGCAUGAUUUCUGUAGACAAACGUUACAAAUGGACCCUGUUCAACCCAGUAAGACACAGGCGCUAGCUUUCGAAGCUGUAAUGUGAAACCUGAAAACGUUGGGCAUAACUGGACACAACCGGCUUACCGGACGUCGUGCCUCUGUAGUUGUAGAUUUCUGUACGGCUGUAAGGAAAGUAUGUUACAGUGUACAACGUGAAAGGAUCAGUUCAGCACCAAGGACAGUGGUAAAUUAGACCUGCCCUUGGUGCUGAACUAACUGGGUGGUUUAGUUUCACGCGUACGGUUUCACAGUGUCUACAGGGAUGCAGUUUAGCUUCAUUCAUUUGUUAAAACCUUGCUUCUUCUUCUUAUGAUACUGGACAAAAGUGGGGCAUGAUGUCCAGGACGUACUUAUGAUCAGAGGCCUUACCCAAGUGUGGCCGGUGGUGGUGGUGCAAGCCGUCAACAAAAUAGAAAAAAAAAGUGGUGCAUAAAAACAGGAACAAGUGAUACUGUACAUAUUGCCACACUAGAUAUAGGCCCCUACCCUUACAGCUGUGUGAAGCCGGGGUAACCAUAGUACUUGGCUACCCCAGCUUUGAAGCUAUCUGUGGUUUUAGCUUCUAUAAGGUGUUGCAGUAGUGCAUUCCAUACAAUGACUGUUUUUGGAAAGUAGCUACCUCUGUGUGUUUCUGUCCUACAGUUGAGUGUGGUAAAUCGUUGCUGGUGUCCUCUGGUUAUGUUAGUGUUUCUUGUGAGGAUAUUGUGGAUGGGGAUGGCAAUAAGAUUAUUGACAGCUUUGUACAUAAGCGAAAGGCGGGCAACUUGUCUGCGCUGUUGUAGGGUGGGCCAACCGAGAGUUUGCAGAGUGUGUGUAAUGCUGGUUGUUGAGCGGUAGUCGCCAGUGGCGAACCUGGCGGCACGCUUCUGUACUGCUUCUAACUCGUCUUCAAGUUUGUUCGUUUGUGAAUGUAUGCGUUUGUGGGGGUCCCACACAGAGGACGCAUAUUCUAGUUUUGGUCUUACAAUGGACAAAUAGGCUUGAGCUCUGAUUGUUCUACAUGGUCCUCUCAGAUUCCUUCUUAAGAAUCCCAGAGUAGUUUGCUUUUGCUGCUAUAUAAUCUAUGUGUGAUUUCCAUUUCAGGUUGUGUGAGAGUAUGAU
Messenger RNA from Branchiostoma floridae (Florida lancelet), 2248 nucleotides. RefSeq names its product probable N-acetyltransferase 16. The transcript is spliced from 4 exons. The coding region runs from base 42 to 1190 and encodes 382 amino acids. NCBI's taxonomy places the organism in Eukaryota, Metazoa, Chordata, Leptocardii, Amphioxiformes, Branchiostomatidae. The record is from RefSeq and is a predicted model, not a curated record. Gene Ontology annotation, molecular function: acyltransferase activity, transferring groups other than amino-acyl groups.